AUGAUGACGCUAAAUGCGAUCUCGUUGUAUGACGAUCUCGGUGAUUCUGAAUCGUCGUCAGCCACGAAGCCAUCAACAAAAACCGAUGGCGAAAAGUCGGAGCCAGAUGCAGAAGCAUCGAACCGGAAAAGAUUACGAUCCGAAGAGGGUGAUAAAAAUUCCCAAGGUGAUGAGAAAGAUACGAUAAAAUCGAAGGCCGGGAACGCGGCUGAUAAGCAAACUGAAAACAAUUCGGGUGUCGGCACGGUGAGUUUGCUGAGUGUAUGCGGAUGGCGUAAGGGUGAACGUGAGGAGAUGCAAGAUGCACACGUUCUUGAGGAUCACUAUGAUAUAAUCACAGGUGAUAUCAAGGCAUGUGCCCUUUAUGGUAUAUUCGAUGGUCAUGCCGGUAAGAGAGCCGCGCAGUUCAGCUCGCAACGAAUGCCCACAAUUCUUAAGGAUAAACUCUCAGCAUGUGCGAGACCAACAUGGAAAGAUGGCACAACUGCAACGACGGUACUCAUCUUUAACACGAUUGUUUAUUGUGCGAAUAUUGGCGAUUCAAGGGCGGUUGUAUGUCGAGAGAAAAGUGACGGUAGCGUGGUGGCGUUGCAGUUGACAUCGGAUCACUCACCGUUGCAAUUCGAUGAACGUAUGAGAAUUCAGAAAGCUGGUGGAACUGUGAAAGAUGGUCGAAUAAUGGGUAUUUUGGAAGUGUCGCGAUCCAUUGGCGAUGGACAGUUCAAGGCGCAUGGUGUUACGUGCGUGCCAGAUGUGAAAAAAUUUAGCAUCACUUCAGAGGAUCGGUUCAUUUUGAUUGCGUGCGAUGGUUUGUGGAAAACGUUCAGCAAUCAAGAGGCAGUUGAGUACGUACUCAAGAAGUCGAAACAAUCUGUUAAGACAGAAAACACGAAUGAGAGCGAAGAGAGCCUCAUUGACGCGCGUUAUGUGCAGUGGGAACGGACAGCCGGUGAAAUAGCCGCAGAAUCGGUGCGGAAAGGUUGUGGAGAUAACGUUUCUGUCAUUAUCGUUGUUCUGAAUGAUCGUAACAAUUCAUCACGAUCGUUAUCAUAA
Anisakis simplex (herring worm) is the source of this 1053-nucleotide messenger RNA. The record is from the annotation of a GenBank genome assembly. NCBI's taxonomy places the organism in Eukaryota, Metazoa, Nematoda, Chromadorea, Rhabditida, Anisakidae.